Lodderomyces orthopsilosis Co 90-125 is the source of this 2691-nucleotide messenger RNA. RefSeq names its product Zn(II)2Cys6 transcription factor domain-containing protein. Gene Ontology annotation, molecular function: zinc ion binding; DNA-binding transcription factor activity, RNA polymerase II-specific. The transcript has a single exon. The record is from RefSeq and is a predicted model, not a curated record. Lineage: Eukaryota; Fungi; Ascomycota; Pichiomycetes; Serinales; Debaryomycetaceae. Bases 1 to 2691 code for a protein of 896 amino acids. Gene Ontology annotation, biological process: regulation of DNA-templated transcription.
AUGGACAACAGCACAGUCGAUUUACACGAGCAAAGCCCUCCCUUCCAACAAAGCAACCGCCAACAGCAAGACCGAUCAGACCCUAAAUCUCGACUUUCCGAAUUCUUUCGCAACGACGGUAACUUGGAAGGUGGUGGUGCACUGACUCUACCAAAUAUCUCCAACCAGUCCAUCACGAAGCUAACCAAUAAGCAUACGACAAAGAGCCAAAACCCAACUAAGAAGAGAAGAACAACUACAUCACGAGCUUGUGAUGCUUGUGCUAUAAGAAAAGUCAGAUGUGGACCAACCACACCUUGUGCUCAUUGCAAGACUAAUGGAUGGACGUGUACGAGGAAUAGAGAACGCAAGAAAUCAGGACCAAAAGCGUUGUCAAAGAAAACUAUUGAUUCGAUUAGUAACCUAAGUGAAGUGAUUGAACUUAACACAAAUAGUGCAAACUGGACAAGACCGGAGUUGUCUUCGAAAAAUUCCUCAACUACAGUGAACUCGAAAAGUCCUAGCGUUAUUGAAGAAGAAACUACAUCUUCCCAUCACUCGACUCCAUCUGUUAGUAACCGUUCGUCAGUUGCACACUCUGUGACUCCGAUCCCACCACAGCAAGCAAGACAGAAUAGUUAUCAACAAGUAGAUAAUCAACAGAUAUCACCAAGUCAACUUCCAGAGAGUGCUAGUCUUCGAACAGUGCCAAGUCAACUACUAACUCUGACAAGCAAUGAUACACAAACCGACACCACCACAGAGGAAUAUCUUGUCACCCCUUUCCAUUUGAUUGAGAAUUUAAACUUGAUCGGUGAAGAGCCUUCCAUUUUGGAGUUGCUUGCGCCAUUGACGGUAAACUCCGUAUUGGCCAAUUUUUCCAGGUUGGUGGCAUUUUUAAAUAAAAAUUAUCCUAAUAUCACCAACACUGAAGGAAUAAACACCCAUUUUCAAGAAAUCAACUUGGUUGAUCAUCAUGAUGAUUCGCUUUACUUGUCCACGCUACUAAUAAUCAUCACCUUGAAUCAAAUCAUUGCGGAAAUAUUAAUUAAGUUGAAGAAACAGAAAUUUAAAAGGUUUGUAAGAUAUCCAAAGAAAUACCUCGCUUUCCGACCAUUUAAAACGUUUAAGAACUUGUGCCAUUUCAAAGUAUUGGAAAUUUUUUCCUUAAUCGAAAAGAAUUUUAUUGUUCCUUCGAUCAUACCCAGAAAUAAAGCCAAUGGAAAUCAAAAUUUAUUUGCUCAUUUAAGUCAGUAUCAAAUCUACUACAAUCUAGCAUUAUCAAACAUGCAAUUGUGUAACUACAACCACAUCCUAAAUUUGACGAAUACGCUUAACUCAGCAACAGAUUGUUAUAAUGCAUACGGUAAUGAAGCACAAGAACAUCAAAAGAUUUUGUACCUUAGUCGAGCAAUUAGCACAUUUCAACUAAUCAAUGUCAAGGAAAAUGAUUCAUUGGUACCUAUUCGUGAACUAUACGAGCUCAUCUACUCCUUUGAACGGUAUUAUAUCAUAUUCAGCUCGUACAAUUACGAUGUCAAUGUCUUUAGAAAUAAUGAUGUCAUGUUGCACUUGAAAAGUAGGAAGUAUCGUGGUGAGGGUUAUCCGUAUGAAUUAAUGCACAUGAUCGAGGAUCUGGGGUUGAUAAACCCCCUUUGCAAGAAUUCAUGGUUUAAUCUGCUGUUGGAGUUUGAUAAACCACAACCAGGAUAUUUUGAAUUGAAAGGGAGAAUUGAUGCGUUAAGAUCUACAGAUCAUAUGUGGAAUAUUCUUCGGGAGGUUUUAUUGUUCAAGAUUAUGCUUGUACGACCGUUAAAUUUUGACCAAAGCAAAUUGGAAAUUGUUCGAAUUAUAGAUGCAAUCAGUAACAGUUUAGAGAUUGCCGAUUCAGAUGUUUUCAAGGUUAAGGUAUCCAAUUACCAAAUAUUGCAACCAUUGUUGCAUAUUUUGAAAAUAUUUCUUGAAAUCAAGCAAGUGGAGGUACGGCUAGGAAAGCCGGUCAACAUACAAGACCAAGAGUUGUUGGUUAGAUAUACUGAACUUUUAAUCACUCAUUUACCAUUUUUCAACAAUAUCAACAAGUUGAUUCGAGCUCACAAGAUACUCAACAACUGGUUUUUGAUGUUGAGUGAAGUGAAAAAGGAGGACACGUCUAAUGAAAAGCAGGAACAGGCACAGUUGCAAUCUAGCCAGUACCAACCAACACCGCACACCCCACACAACAUAGAUAUACCAUUACACACAGGAAUCACACCACAAGCUCAACCGUCAUUUUCUCAUUUACAACCACAACAACGACUUGCGUCUCAAAUAGAUGUCAAUGAAUUGAUGAGGGACUUUACAGUGUCUAGAUUAGACGGUCCCGAUUUUGAAGUGAAUAACCCCACUCCAGCGAUCCAAUACAGAGCGGACGACGACGAAGAUGAUGAAGAGCAAGACUUUUUCACUAUUGUACCGAAGAAUGAACACGGUCAUAAUUUUGUUAACCAAGCUUCAUCGGCAAACUUUUUGGCCAAUGACCCACCCACACCACAGUUUAAUUUCCCCAAUGUAAACAACAACAAUCUACCCAUGAGCGCUAGCACUAGGAGUUUUUUCUCAUUGUUGAACGCUACAAACUACGUUGAGGAUAAUCUGUUAGACGGUAACCAAGGCUCUGACAAGGGCAACGUAAUGGGCUCCAGCUUUUUCAAUUUAAGUAAUCUAAGGUAA